Manis pentadactyla (Chinese pangolin) is the source of this 6995-nucleotide messenger RNA. RefSeq names its product gamma-aminobutyric acid type A receptor subunit theta (gene GABRQ). Gene Ontology annotation, cellular component: membrane; synapse; GABA-A receptor complex. The record is from RefSeq and is a predicted model, not a curated record. The transcript has 9 exons. Gene Ontology annotation, biological process: signal transduction; monoatomic ion transmembrane transport; nervous system process. Lineage: Eukaryota; Metazoa; Chordata; Mammalia; Pholidota; Manidae. The coding region runs from base 250 to 2310 and encodes 686 amino acids. Gene Ontology annotation, molecular function: neurotransmitter receptor activity; GABA-A receptor activity; extracellular ligand-gated monoatomic ion channel activity.
ACGGAGCGCACCUCGCAGCUGGCGGGCGCGUCCUGGGGGCGCUGCGUAGGGCAGAGCUGUUGGGGGCUGAGCCCCCCGGAGUCUGGGCUCUGCUCUAAGCCCCGCGCCCCGUGCUCUCCGCACCCUCGCUCCUGCCUUCUUAGCAGAGACUCCCAGCGACCCCCUCAGUUUGCACGCGCCCCUCACUGCCCCCACCCGCCCCUCUCCCAGCAGUCUCUCGCGCCCUCCAGCCGCCGGAGCGCCACGGCCAUGGGCAUCCGAGGGACUCUGAGAGCUGCCGUGUUCCUGCUGCUCAUCAGGACCUGGCUCGCGGAGGGCGACAACCCCAGUCCCGUCCCGAAAUUCCACUUCGAGCUCUCCACCGUACCCGAAGUCGUCCUGAACCUCUUCAACUGCAAAAAUUGCGCAAAUGAAGCUGUGGUUCACAAGAUUUUGGACAGGGUGUUGUCAAGAUAUGAUGUCCGUCUGAGACCAAAUUUUGGAGGUGCCCCUGUGCCCGUGGGAGUAUCCAUCUAUGUCUCCAAUAUUGAACAGAUCUCAGAAAUGACUAUGGACUAUACGGUCACAAUGGUUUUUCAUCAGACAUGGAAAGAUCCACGUUUAGCAUACUAUGAGACCAACCUGAACCUGACCCUGGACUAUCGAAUGCUUGAGAAGUUAUGGGUCCCUGACUGCUACUUUCUAAAUAGCAAGGAUGCUUUUGUGCAUGACGUGACUGUGGAAAAUCGAGUUUUUCAGCUUCACCCAGAUGGAACGGUGCGAUAUGGCAUCCGACUCACCACCACAGCAGCUUGUUCCCUGAAUCUACAAAAAUUUCCUCUGGACAAGCAGACCUGCAAGCUGGAAGUGGAGAGCUAUGGCUACACAGUUGAAGACAUAGUCCUGUACUGGGAAGGCAAUGGGCAAGCCAUCCAGGGCACUGAGAAGCUGCAUAUCCCUCAGUUCAGCUUCCUGGGAAAGACGAUAACUAGCAAAGAGGUGCUUUUCUACACAGGUUCCUAUGUGCGCCUGAUACUGAGGUUCCUGGUCCAGAGGGAAGUCAUCAGCUACCUGGUGCAGAUCUAUUGGCCUACUGUCCUCACCACUGUUGUCUCUUGGAUGUCAUUUUGGAUGAACUAUGAAUCCUCUGCAGCCAGGGUGACACUCGGUCUGACUUUAAUGCUCAUCCUGAACACCAUCAACUCACAUCUGCGGGAUAAACUCCCGCAAGUCUCCUGCAUCAAGGCCAUCGACAUCUAUAUGGUUGUAUGCUUCUUCUUCGUGUUCCUGUCCUUGCUGGAAUAUGUCUACAUCAACUAUCUUUUCUACAGCCGAGGAGGGUCCCGACACAAUAGUAGGCGACACAGACGAGCCCGAAGAGUCAUGGCCCGCUACCGCUACCGCUACCGGAACACAGCGCUGCAGAAAGCCCAUGAAGAGAUGGUUCUGUCAGUGGAAGAGCUCCACAGUCGCAUUAGAAGUGCUGCUAGGAGAAGCCCCACCCCUCCUCGCUCCCCGCCGGUACUUGUUCACGCGGGAUAUGACUCUAACAACUCCACUGUCUGCUUGAGUGAUGAUCACUUCAGCGUAGAAGACGAGAGUGGCUCUCCUCCCUCCACACCAGUGCCAGCCCACCGGGCAAGCCUAGAAAGCCUCGGCUCUUUGACCUCUAUCACAAAGCAGGCCCCACUGGCCUCCUUAGAAAGUCUCAGCUCACCGUCUACCCUCUCAGGCCAGGCCUGGCCAGCCAGCAGAGAAAGCCUGAGCGAUCUGCCUUCCAUCUCCGAGCAGGCCCUGGAUGGCUAUGGCACUCGCUUCCAUGGUCCCGAGAUUGAGGACAGCAUUAUUCCUACUGAAAUCCGCAACCGCACUGAGGCCCAUGGCCGUGCAGAGACCCAUGACCCAGAGGACCCUGAAGAGACCUCCAGCUUGGGUGAGAACCUUGGUCAUGGCCCCAGUAGGAGGCAUCUGCUUGUCCUCAGCCAGAGGUGUGUGCAAGAAGCAGGCUGCAACCUUGAUGAGAUCUGUAGCUUGCCUGAUGACGUCAAAGUUGAGAGUGGCUUCCUUGGCCUCGAGAAGCAACACAAGCAUGCUGUUGAGACAACCUGGAGCCCUGAUGAUGAUUUCAUGAGCUUUGACGAAGACAAGGACAGUAAUUCAGAGUCUGAGGACAGUUACCCGCCAAGCCCUGGGUGCAGCUUCACCGAAGGAUUCUCCUCCAAGCUCUUUCACCCUGACUACGUCCCUAAGGUUGACUGGUGGUCCCGGAUCCUCUUCCCUCUUGCCUUUGUGGUGUUCAACAUUGUUUACUGGGCCUACCAUUUCAAGUAGUUCCCCAUUGCCCCAGAGAGACAGGGCACUGUGCUGUGCUCCUUUUACAGUCCUUAUGGUUCCGUUUUGCCUGCUUUUCUUUGUUCGUAUUCUUUUCUUGUGGUUAUCCAGGCAGUCAAAUCAGCCCUGCCUUUCUCUUUAUAAACAUGAGGUGAGGGGUAGUGGGAAAGGAUGUGUUCUGGCUGGAAGGAGAGGGAUUGAAGAGAAGCUGGAAGUAAGUAGCACAGUAAUUUUCCUUUUCUUCUAGAAGACUAUCACUUUUUCAAGGACUCCUACCAGUUAAUGUACACAGAAAAGCCCCUGGAAAUGUCUAGGGGACUGAGAGGAGCCACGUUGGAGCACAGAGGAAGGAUCAAAGUCCUAUGCACAAACAUUCCUGAGGGCUUUUCUGUCCCCCUGAGGUGUUGAACUUUCUGUUUUGUUACUUUUUUCCUCCUAGGGAUUACAGCCCUUUCUCACCCCCCACUUAGGAUUUCGUGGGAGGAAGUCAAGCUGCUUGGGCUGAGCUGCACAGGGGCUUGCACGUGUCGAGAGCUGCCUCUAAGGAGCUUGGGAAAUCUUGAAAGUGCCUUUUCCCCACUAUUUUUUCUGUUAUAUUUUGAGUGUAGUGGUGUAGUUCAGGGCUGACGGUGCAUGUGGGUGGGCGGGUGGGUAGGGGUGCCAAGCGAGACGUCACAGUAGGUGGGAGAGCAUGUUUCCCCUAGGAGCUUGCAGGGAGUGAUAGAUGUCAGGUGAGCAAGUACCCAGAUUGGAGAAGUGAGAAUUUCUCUUGUCUACAUGUGUGCUUCAGAAUGCUUGACAGCAGGGGCUCCAUACGUGUGUCUAGGUCAGAUGCUGAACUGACCCACAGUCACAGAGCAAGCACUUGGUGAAAGAAGGCUAGCGUUAGGAAAGUUCACCAUCUAAUCUCAAACAGCAGAUGAACAACUGUUGUGAAUCUAUAUACUAAUCCUUUCUGUUUGUCUAGUGCAUAGUUAAGUACCAACAAGCUUACUGACCGACGACAUCAUCAGACUGUCACAGGAGCCCUGUAAGCCAGGGAAGGCUCAGGACCUUGUGCCCAGUGUUCCAAGGGAAAACGAGUUUAUGAACUAAGCUGGGGACAUCCAGCCAGUGCGUGGUGGAGCUGCCCCACCUGCUCUUUCUUCUUGUCCUCUUAACUCUCAACCGAAGUGGACCCCUUCUUCCCUUCCCCUUUACAAAAGGGGGUGUUCUGUCGGCUUCUGUUUAUCUGCCAGGCACCAGACAUCACCCUGCAGCACGCAGAGCGUCUCUGCAGGAAGAGGCCAUUGACGACCAACGCGUGUGAACCGAGCACAGGGGGCAUGGAUGCUGCCCACGCGCCGGGGCUCCUAAGGAGGAGAAAGUAGCUUACGCUCCAGUCUGCCAAGCAGCCCCACCUGUGUUCCUCAUUCCUCCCCAGGCAGCCUCUCCUGCAGCUCCUCAGCCACCUACCCUGUUAACUGUGCUUCUGUGUUUGUGUCCUUGUGUCUGCCUGGCUGUGUGUGCAUCAGGGUAGUUCUGUGCACACAUACAGCCAUUUGAGAAACUGUGUAGCUCCACAUGGAUCAGUACAAAUCUACAUCGUUGUGUGUAUGAGUGUGUGUAUGACAACGUGUGGAUGCAUAUAUGUGUGUGCACGCAUAUGAAAGUGUAUGACUUUGUGGCUUCUCUAUGUGUGUGCUUGUGUGUUCUGAUGUGGGUGUAUUUUGUGUGUGCAUAUAGUGCACAUGUGCCUAGAUAACUCCGUGUUUAUUUAUCUGAUUGGAGUGGGUAUGAAAGGAAAUACACCUGAAAGCAUAUAUAUUUCCUGUCGGUGGCUCUUCUAGAGCCACCAAAUUCCCUUGGCCUGUUCCCACAUACAUGGGGAGGCCCUAUUGGCCAGGCUGGUUAACUGUUUCUCUGCAAUUCCUCUUCCAGGGAGCAGUAUCUCCCAGUCCCCAUCCGCUCCUCUCCUCUUCCCUCUACCCACCUGUGCUGUCUCCUGGAUAGAAGACACAGAAGUGAAUGUAGUCCUAAGAAGUGAUCAUUUAGUGCCUUGAGGUAGAAAGCGCUCAACGGCCUGGUAAGCUGGGAGCACACAGCAUUUUGCUGUGUCCUGGAAAGACAUGUUUGGGAAUAACAAAGGCAGCGGUGGGGAGCCUUGAAGCUGCAUCGGGAACAGAGCUGUGGUAGGGACCAUGCAGUGGGAGGCGCAUUGCGUGUAGCGUUUAUAGCUCAGUCCCUUGGUGCAGCCACCUUGGAAGCCAGAGCAGCUGCAAGCAGGGUGGCAGAUGUGAGGGCCCGAUCCACGGGAUCGGCUGCGGGCAGCAGAAGGGAGAGAACCGAAGGUGCCUGGGAGGCAGCCGCAGGCACGGCUGUGGUGGGGGGCCUACGUGGGGCCACUUUCGUAGCCCAUCCCACAAUGGCCGCUGGCUGAACUUCAGCCUUAGGUUUGGAGUCCAAACUCCCUCCUCCCACCCCUUCCAGGGGAAGAGAUGGUCAGAGGGGUGAGAGGGCAGACCAAGGAGGGCCUACAUCAGCCCAACGUGUGGUCUCUCUUGUAUACACAGCAUGCAAGUAGAGCCUCCUACACUCACGCCCACAGAGCUGCACCGCCACCCAUCUGUGUAUGCACACGUGGGCGCUCACCCUCAGCAGCGCAUCCAUGUAUACACACACACGUGCACCAGCACUCACAUACAGCCAUGCAUACAUCCACAUGCACGGCUGCACACUUACUCUAUUCACACACACGCACACACACAUACACGCAUCAUGGAAGACAGCUAAAAACGAAAGUUACUGAUGGAACGUCUAAGAUGGCUUCUUUCUUUCUGGACAUCCCGCACAGAAAGAUUCAGGUUGUGGGAGAGCAGUUGACCCCACAUGUGAACCUCCCGUCAUGGCUCCUGAAGCGCUUGCUUCCUGGGGCCCAAACAUUAGUUGGUUGAUUUGGAUUUGGGUUUCCAACACUCUGGAGGGCCUUUGGGCCCCGUGGGGCACAGCAGUUCAUUUGGGGUGAUGUCAAACAGAAAGACUGGAACAGUGGGGACAAAAAGGGCUUUUAAGGCCUGCCCGGCAGCAGUGCGCCGGAAAGCUGCGGAGCACGGGGGAAGGGCAAGGAGGCCAGCUGUGCGUGCCUCUGUAGACCCGCGCAGCUAGACACAUGACCACACCUUAACAGGAGCGUCUUGCCCUAACAUGCUGCAGUGAGAGCGGCUGACUCCGCUGCGACUCGCACCGUGUGAAGUGAAGUGUCAAGAUGAGGUGGAGGCUUGGCAAUGACACCUUUCCACUUGACCCUUCUGAGUUUGCCAUGGCCUUGGUCAUGUUAGCCUGAGAAUUGCCAGAUCUCCCCUUCCCGUGGUGUGUGUGUGUUCGGUCGGCCUCAGUAUUGUAGUUGAGCCCCAUCCUCAGCGGUCCUCAGCUGAGCAGGCACACCCUCCCCCAGCUAGCUGCCUACACCCCCUCCCACUCCCACACCACACCAAGUGACUGGAUGUGCAGAGCAUGAGGGGGGCGCUCCUGGGGCUCCGCCCAAGGCACCUUUCUCAGCCCCAGCCCCUCAGAGAGUGCUUGUGGCGGCAGAUCGCUAGGAGCCUGGGCAGAGGGAAGGGUCCUGCUGAGUCGGGGAUGGAGCAGCCCCCAUUUUACUCCUCUACCCAUCUUCCCUUUCCUUUCCUCACAAGGGCUAUCCCAUCAAGGGCUUUCCCCCUGAAACCCCUCCUCCACCACUCCCACAGAAAGGACACCCUGGGUCUCUCCAAAGCAUGAUUUUGUUGUGAAGCUGUGGGACGUGUUUCCUGCAGAGUUCUUGCCUGUACCACCUGCCGCGGUGGGGUGCCUUUGCAGAGAUAAUGGACAAUCUGUUGGGUCUUCCUGGAGCCUGUCAAAUGUGUUCUUAAAAUCGCCAUCAACUUGUCAAUAGCAAGGCCGCAAAGUCGGUGCAUAUUUAGAGCUGAGUUUUCCUGAGACUGGCUAUUCCCAAUGAGGUUUCCUUAUUCUGUACAUGAAAAAGCCAACCCUUUAAGCUAUGCAUUCGCUAAGCUACCCACCCGCAUGGCGCUGUGCUGUGGUGGCACGCAACACAGGAAACUGUGGCUUGUCCUACUGAGAGUGCAGUCUGCUCGUAGUUGUUGUAUCAUGUCCUGUGAUCAAUAUGAAAUCUCUGUUAUCUGUGUUGGGUUUGGGGGGAAUGUUACAGUGUCUCCCUGAUAUACUUCAGUUAGGAAAUAGCCUCAGUUGGUCAGGGUCACCUCUGCUGACAUAACGUGUGCACGACUUUGAGGUCAGCAGUCCCCAGCAGAACCGAAGGCAACUCUUCAGAGGGUAGCUGAGGCACUGCCAUCCUGCAGACAGAUGACAUACGGUACAGCCGGACACACGCAGGUCUUUGGGAGCGGAGCCGGGCCCAGGCAGUGAAAACCAAGAGGGGAGGAGGAGGACCAAGACCCACGUGUCCUGGAUGGCCUGACCCGCAAAGGGCACAGAGCAGGAGAUAUCCCCCAGGAUGACCCAGUGCCCAAUUUGUCCUUGUUAAAUGUACAUUUUUGCAUGAAAAGGACCUUGACCAGUCCUGAGUUCAAAAAGGAAAACGUGAAGAAACAUAAAAUUACGCUUCUGAAAAGUAGGCUGAAACAAACAUUUGUAAAUAGCCAAAAGAAGAAAAUAAAUGCACAUAAUGGUAAAUAAACUUAUGGGUC